AACACGAAACCAUAAUUAUUUUACCUCUUUUUAAUUCUCUUUAUUAUUCUCUUUCUCUUUCCCACUUACUUUCAAAAUCACAAAACUGCCAUCGCCGCUGCAACCAAACUCCGGCAACAUCCUGCCGCCUCUAAAUUCCGUCUCCGCCGUCUCUAAUUUCAAUCCAAAUUUCGAGAAGAAGGUGAUUCAAUUCAAUCACUGGUUUAUUUAUUUAGUUUUUUUUUUUUCUCUAUCUCGUUGAUUCGUUCUUUUAUGUGUUUAGUUUUAAUCUGAUCGGAGAAACUGAAAUUAUCAGUAGAAGAUGUGAAUUUAAAUUACAUUGAAAUUGAGUUAGGUUUUUAUUAAUUUUCCUUUUUUGGAUUUUUUUUUCUAUAAUUUUUUUCUCGAUCUUGAUUAAUUAUGAUCACAUUAUGCUUGAAAUAGUUUAGGUUUUUCAAUUAUUAUUUCCUUUUUCAAUUAUUUGUUUUCUGAAUUUUCAUUGUAAAAAAUUGAGAAAGUUUUGAAUGUGUUUAUUGUUUUAACGAAGAAUCUGGGAGUAAAAUUUAAUGAAGUUUUAAUCUCUAGUACUUGUUUUGUUCGAUAACACUUAACCGUGUCUUCAGUAAGAGAGACAUGAAUCUGUAUGAAUCCAGACAUUUAUUUGUCAUAGAUCUCUGUUCUGAAACCUUUUGUUUUGUUUCUCUUCAAUCAAUUUUCCAGGUUAAUAAUUUUUUCACUUUUUCCUUCUUGGAUUUCAGCAAUAUUCUUCAUAUAUACUGUCAAAAAUCGAAAUUACCACUCUGCAAGUCUGCAUAAUUUUUUUCUAUUUUUUUUUAAUUAUUUUUUUUUGUUUUCACUAUCAGUUUAAUCUGUUUCGGGGUCAGUUGUGUCGGUUGUGGCAUCAAGUGGUUCCUGCCCCCUCCCGAUCGCAGUUGCAGGGGAUCGAAUCAUGAUUCUCCCUACCAAGUUCAGUGCAAUCACCACUGAAGCAACUAACGAUCGGUUAUUAUUUUCUUUUUUGUUGUAGCAGAAAAUGGUGCCUGUGUAUCAUGUUAGGUUUACACAAUAGUUUUAUGGGGAUGGACAAUGAUCAUCACUGCACGUGGAUCUCCUUGUCUUUGCCCAUUUCCCAAACAACAAUAACACCAUCAAGUUCAAACUUCUACCUUCAAUUAAAUUAACAAAAUAAUAUAAAAUAUUAUGCAGUAUAGAAUACAAACAAAAUGCAUUAAUUAAUUGUCUCUAUUGAAUAUAAUAUUCUGUUUGCAAAUUUAUACUACAAAGUUAGUUACUAUAUGGUAGUAAUUAUUAGUUCAUUUCAUCUAAGGAAAAAGUUACACAUUGAUUAAUUGCUACUUAGUUGUGUUAUGAGUUAUGAAUAUUUAUUUUUAGGCCUGCAAUGCAAGUUAUGGUAUCACUUUCAUUGAAUUCCCUUUCAUGAAAAUGAGUUGAGAGAGAAGAAGAAAUAGGGACAGAGUGUGUUUGUGUGGAGUGAACCUAUUUGCCAGCCCACAAGACCAUGGCAUUCCCGUGAGAGAGACAAAAGGGGAAAAAAUAAAGCUUCUAUAACACUAAGUAUUUUCUCUUUCUUAUCUUAUAUGCCCUCUAUUAUUCCAUUUUAGUUCCCAGUAUCCCUAAUUUUUAAGGGCCCCCCCUUCCUCAGCAAAUCAACUUUUUUGUUUAAUCUUCAGUUAAACAUAAACCAACUUUUAAUGAUAAAAAAAACGUUAAAUGUACGUUGAGACAGUUUCCGCUAGUUUCUCUCAUCCAUUACACCAGAUGUUGUUUUCCCUCUCCAUAUUCUUCUUGCCGUGUCCUGAUCUUGUUGGAUUCGGUAUUUCUUUCAUGAAAAAAACAUACCCACUUGAUUUAUUUGCUUGUGAUUUGAGAAUUUCUUCUUCAACAGAUCUGAGUCACUGUAAAGAUAUUUAUUGCAGAGAAAAGGAUCUUCUUUCUGGGUAAUCUGCGCUGUUCAUUUAUUCCAUUGGAUUGUUAAAGUUUCUAUAUUUGGUUUAGUUUAAUGAAAACUUCCAUCAAUGUGGUCUGAUUGGGAUAGAGUGGAUGGAUGUUUGUGAAUCAGAGCAAGCAUUACAGAAACAUAGAACCGGGGAGAGCCCGAGACGACAUCCUUUGGUUUCAGCUGAAAAGAACAAUGCAAUCACACCCAGGAGGUCUGGAACUAGGGAAGUUAGGUCAAGGUAUAAGUCACCUACUCCAAUUCCUAUUCCGGCAUCUCCAUCUGGUCCUCGUCGAUGUCCAUCUCCAUCACCUCGUCGAUGCCCAUCUCCGUCUCCAAACAGCUUUACAAGAACGGCUGCAUCGUCUAAAUUGUUGCCCAAGAGAGCUCAAUCAGCUGAGAGGAAGCGGCCUGCAACACCUCCUUCCCCAUCAAGUCCUUCUACGCCCAUCCAGGAUGAAGUGCAUAUAAACAGAAGGGUAGCCGGUAGUCGUAUGACAGAGAGUUUAUGGCCUUCAACAAUGAGAAGUUUGAGUGUUUCUUUUCAGUCAGAUACCAUUUCGAUACCUGUGAGUAAGAAAGAGAGGCCUGUUACUAGUGCUUCUGAUCGUACUCUACGGCCAACUUCAAACGUGGCACACAAGCUGGUUGAAACACCAACUGCGCGAAAGCCUACACCAGAGAGAAGGAGGAGUCCUCUUAAAGGGAAGAAUGCUUCUGAUCAGUCUGAAAACUCGAAACCAGUUGAUGGUUUGCAUUCUCGAUUGAUAGAUCAGCACCGGUGGCCAAGCAGAGUAGGUGGGAAGGUAUCUUCUAAUCCCUUAAAUAGAAGUGUUGAUCAUUCAGAUAAGAUGCCCAGAACGCCCAGAACGUUGAACAGUUCUGUUCCAGGAACUGAUGCAUCUUCACUAAGAAGAUUGUCGUUACCAGGUGAUCUAAGUAAGCCCUUGCAAAAAACCUCUACUGAUGUUGCAAAGCUACUGUCGCUUGUUGAAAAUGGUAGAAUAGGAAGUGAGGUGAAAUCAUUUGAUGACAGCUUCCACGUAUUAAGACCUAUCAAAACUGUUGCCACUUCAUCCGAUAAAUUAUCAUUUGCUGGAGUCAGAUCUCAGACCGUGACAACUCCAGGGUCACGUCCCGCCUCACCUAGUAAGACCCCAAUGCUAUUCUCUAGUUCAAGAGGCCUCAGUCCAUCUCGGUCAAGGCCAUCAACUCCUUCCGGAGGAGUUAGUCCAAGUCGAAUAUGGGCAACCAAUUCAUCCGACCAAUUCAACAAUUCAAUUUCAGUGCUUAGCUUUAUUGCCGAUUUUAAAAAAGGGAAAAAAGGUGCAGCCUAUGUCGAAGAUGCUCACCAGUUAAGACUUAUGUAUAACAGAUACUUGCAAUGGAGAUUUGCCAAUGCGAGAGCAGAGGAUGCAUUUUAUGUCCAAAAUGCAAUUGUGGAGAAAACUUUGUAUAAUGUAUGGAGCACUACUUUGUCUAUGUGGGAGUCGAUUACUAGGAAGAGGAUCUAUCUCCAGCAGCUGCAGCUUGAGCUGAAGCUGAAUUCUAUUUUGAGUGAUCAAAUGACCUACCUUGAUGACUGGGCUGCUCUUGAAAGCGAUCAUGUUGAUGCUCUAUGUGGGGCUGUAGAAGACUUAGAGGCAAACACUCUUCGUCUUCCGCUGACUGGAGGGGCAAAGGCAGAUUUUGAGCACUUGAAGCUUGCUAUCUGUUCAGCUGUUGAUGUCAUGCAAGCUAUGGGAUCUGCAAUCCGCCCUUUACUAUCACGGGUGGAGGGCAUGAAUAACUUAAUUUCUGAAGUUGCUAUCAUAUCAGCGCAGGAGAAAGCCAUGCUUGAUGAAUGUGAAGCGCUACUGGCUUUUGGAACGUCUAUGCAGGUCGAGGAAUAUAGCCUUCGUACGCAUCUCAUGCAGAUCAAGCAAGCUUUGGAUGUAAACAAGUAACCAAACUCGGAAAUUUAGACACAUAUAUGAGCCUGACCUGCUACCAAGCUAACAAGAAAUAGUCUCUUUGAGGCUGCAACCAAAGUGGUAGUAUUAGUAUGUAAAUUUUUGCAAUAGGUUUCUAUUUUUUUGUUCCACUCCUCCCUCAAAUAUGUUGGAAUUCAUAUUGUCCAAUUAAUAUAUUUUUCUUUCUAGUCAACACCGGUGGCCCGAGCCUUCCACUUGUAAUUUUGUAUCAGGCAAAUGAAAAGAAAAUGCAAAGCAAAUGAGCAAAAUAGUCCAUAUUUACAA
Molecule: messenger RNA, 4173 nt
Organism: Trifolium pratense (red clover)
Lineage: Eukaryota; Viridiplantae; Streptophyta; Magnoliopsida; Fabales; Fabaceae
Product: AUGMIN subunit 8
Exons: 7
Coding region: 2041-3882 (613 amino acids)
Biological process (GO): centrosome cycle; spindle assembly
Cellular component (GO): cytoplasm; nuclear microtubule; centrosome
Molecular function (GO): microtubule binding
Source: RefSeq, a predicted model, not a curated record